This is a messenger RNA of Ciona intestinalis (vase tunicate), 849 nucleotides long. The record is from RefSeq and is a predicted model, not a curated record. Lineage: Eukaryota; Metazoa; Chordata; Ascidiacea; Phlebobranchia; Cionidae.
AUGUGCAUUGUUUUCUUCCAAAUCAACCAGAGUUGUACAGCGAAGCAUAAACUGAUAAUCGCCGCGAACCGAGACGAAUAUCUUAAUCGACCAACGCAGCCAGCAGGGUUUCUUGCCGACAACCCAAACAUAUUAUGUGGUGUGGACCUACAGCCUGGUGUGAAGGGAGGGACAUGGUUUGGUGUCAACAAGCAGGGAAAGUUUGCUUUUCUCACCAAUUAUUUGACUCCAAAAGAAGACGCUUUUACCGAUAAAGUGUCGCGAGGGUUUAUUGUUCGUAAUUUUUUAGAGAAUGAAAUGAAUCCACAUGAUUAUAUAGCAAGCACACUCAUGUCUCGUGAACAUAGACCACACCAUUUUGUUGGGGGCCAGUUCACUAAUAACUGCCAGAACAUGAAUGUUAGCUACUUUGGAACGCAUGAUAGUAGCUCCCCACUCAAUUUAGAUGAUGGCGUUUAUGCUCUCGCUUGCUCUACUUUGGGAACAAAAUGGCGGAAAGUUAAUCAUGGCAGCAAUAAGUUUCAAAAAGUAAUUCAAAACCCAAACAGUUCAACUAAAGAAUUAAUGGAUAAUUUAUUCACUGAUGUUCUGUCAGAUAAAACCCCCCUUUAUCCCGACGCACUUGUAAAAAAGCAGUCUGGUUCUUACUUGCCUGAGGAAUUUUUAAAGCUGUAUUGUUCAGUUAUGAUAUCUGGGUAUCCAGAUUAUGGUACACGGAUGCAAACGGUGUUAAUAGUUGUAAUAAUAAUCAAAUGCACUUCGCUGAGAGGACCAUUAAUCCAAAUACAGUUGAACCAAAUCCUUCAAGUUAUUUUACUUUUCCAAUUGAUAGCGGUAUAUAAACCAUAG